AUGAAGUUAACACGAAUGCUGCCCGCGUCCUGUUUGCUGCUGAGCCUGAUGAUACCGCAGGCUCUGCUCGCCCAGAAACCCACCGGCAGCGAAAGUCCUUCCUACUACAACAUCGGGGGUGUGCUGAGCAAUAACGAGAGUGAAUCACACUUCGGUACCGUGAUUGCGCAUCUGAACUUUGACCAACAGUAUGUUCCACGCGGUACCACCUACUACGAUAAGACGAUUCGGAUCGAUAAAAAUCCCAUCAAAACAGCGCUCAAUGUUUGUAAACACCUGAUAUCCCGAAGGGUAUAUGCGGUAGUGGUAUCGCACGAACCGACUGGCGAUCUGUCCCCGGCGGCCGUCAGCUACACCAGCGGAUUCUACCAAAUUCCCGUCAUCGGGAUCUCGUCGCGUGAGGCUGCCUUCUCUGAUAAGAACAUUCACGUGUCGUUCCUACGUACGGUGCCUCCAUAUUACCACCAGGCGGACGUUUGGUUGGAAAUUUUGAGUCAUUUCGGCUACACGAAGGUUAUCAUCAUCCACAGCUCCGAUACGGAUGGACGGGCCGUGCUGGGCCGCUUCCAGACGACAUCGCAGACAAACUAUGACGACAUCGAUGUUCGGGCGACGGUUGAAUCGAUCGUCGAAUUUGAACCAAAAUUGGAUAGCUUUAGCUCGUAUCUUAUGGACAUGAAAACCGCACAAUCGCGUGUAUAUUUACUUUAUGCGAGCCAGGAGGAUGCGUAUGUAAUUUUCCGUGACGCUGCCAUCCACAAUAUGACCGAGUACGGGCACAUUUGGAUCGUAACAGAACAGGCACUCAGUGCGAACAACACUCCAACCGGUAUCAUCGGAUUGAAGCUCAAUAAUGCAGAAAACGAAACAGACCACAUAAAGGAUGCUAUUUACAUACUGGCAUCGGCAAUCAAGGAAAUGACGGUGAACGAAACCAUCACCGAAGCACCGAAGGAUUGUGACGAUUCCGGAGCCAUCUGGGAGUCGGGCAAGCGAUUGUUUGGAUAUUUGAAGACGAGAAACAUCCGCGGCGAAACGGGUCAGGUGGCGUUCGACGAUAACGGUGACCGUAUGUACGCGGAGUACGAUGUUAUCAAUGUGCACGAGAACCAUUCGUUCGUAAAGGUCGGAAGCUUCCACUACGAUUCGGAGAAGCGUAAGAUGCGUCUCAAGAUAAACGACAGCAGCAUAACGUGGCCAGGAAAUACGGGUAAGAAGCCGGAAGGUAUUAUGAUACCGACGCACCUGAAGGUGCUGACGAUCGAGGAGAAACCGUUCGUGUACGCGCGCAAGCUGCUGGACGACGAGAUUGACUGUGCGGAUGAUGAGGUGGUUUGUCCACAUUUCAACAUCACCAAUGGCAAUGAGCAAGAGUAUUGCUGCAAAGGAUAUUGUAUCGAUCUGCUGAAGGCACUCGCACAACGCAUCAACUUUACGUACGAUUUGGCACUGUCUCCCGAUGGUCAGUUUGGCCAUUACCAGCUGAAAAACCAUACCACCGGCAUUGGUACCACCGUGAAGAAGGAAUGGAAUGGCCUGAUCGGAGAGCUGGUUGCGGAGCGGGCCGAUCUGAUCGUGGCACCGCUCACGAUCAAUCCCGAGCGUGCGGAGUUUAUCGAGUUUUCCAAACCGUUCAAAUACCAGGGCAUUACGAUCCUGGAGAAGAAACCGUCCCGUUCCAGUACGCUCGUUUCCUUUCUGCAACCGUUCAGCAACACGCUAUGGAUACUGGUGAUGGUGUCGGUGCAUGUGGUCGCACUCGUCCUGUACCUGUUGGAUCGUUUCUCCCCCUUCGGACGGUUCAAGCUGUCGAGCAAUGAUGGCACGGAGGAGGACGCACUUAACCUCAGCUCCGCGAUCUGGUUCGCUUGGGGCGUACUGUUGAACAGUGGCAUUGGUGAAGGCACACCGAGAAGCUUCUCGGCUCGUGUGCUUGGUAUGGUGUGGGCCGGUUUUGCCAUGAUUAUUGUCGCCUCGUAUACUGCUAACCUGGCCGCUUUCCUCGUGUUGGAGCGACCCAAAACCAAGCUGACCGGUAUCAACGAUGCGAGGUUGCGCAACACGAUGGAGAAUCUCACCUGUGCCACGGUGAAGGGUUCCUCGGUGGAUAUGUACUUCCGGCGGCAGGUUGAGCUGUCCAACAUGUACCGUACGAUGGAGGCCAAUAAUUACGAUACCGCCGAACAAGCAAUUCAGGAUGUGAAGGAUGGCAAGCUUAUGGCAUUUAUUUGGGAUUCAUCGCGGCUCGAGUAUGAAGCAUCGAAAGACUGCGAACUCGUUACGGCGGGCGAGCUGUUCGGCCGCAGCGGCUACGGUGUGGGACUGCAGAAGGCGUCCCCUUGGACGGAUGCGGUAACAUUAGCAAUAUUAGACUUCCACGAGAGUGGUUUCAUGGAAUCGCUCGACAAAGAAUGGAUCUUCCACGGGAACGUGCAGCAGUGUGAACAGUUCGAGAAAACGCCCAACACGCUCGGGCUGAAGAAUAUGGCCGGUGUGUUCAUUCUGGUUGGUGCGGGUAUCGUCGGCGGCAUCGGGCUAAUCAUCAUCGAGGUGGUCUACAAAAAGCACCAAAUAAAGAAGCAGAAAAAGAUGGAAAUUGCACGCCACGCAGCGGACAAGUGGCGCGGUACAAUCGAGAAACGAAAAACAUUACGUGCUUCCCUGGCGAUGCAACGGCAGUACAACGUGGGUUUGAACUCGGUGUCGAAGUCCGUUUCGUCGAGCCAAAAUGCCGAGAAAACGACCCGUUACCCAAUACUGCCGCCGCUUCCGCGCACACCGGAACGGGCAUGGCCGAAGGACAAGGAGUACAUCGUGAACCGGAACAAGAACAAUAGUGCCGGCAAACCUCCGCCGCGCUAUAUGCCCACUUACGCAACCGAUGUGUCUCAUUUGAUAGUUUAA
This is a messenger RNA of Anopheles marshallii, 2904 nucleotides long. RefSeq names its product glutamate [NMDA] receptor subunit 1 (gene Nmdar1). The transcript has 12 exons. Gene Ontology annotation, cellular component: plasma membrane; NMDA selective glutamate receptor complex; neuron projection. Gene Ontology annotation, molecular function: NMDA glutamate receptor activity. Lineage: Eukaryota; Metazoa; Arthropoda; Insecta; Diptera; Culicidae. The record is from RefSeq and is a predicted model, not a curated record. The coding region runs from base 1 to 2904 and encodes 967 amino acids. Gene Ontology annotation, biological process: ionotropic glutamate receptor signaling pathway; regulation of membrane potential; chemical synaptic transmission.